AUGGUCAAGAAACGAGCAUCGAACGGACGUAACAAGAAUGGGCGUGGUCAUGUCAAGCCAAUCAGAUGCUCAAACUGCUCACGAUGUACACCAAAGGACAAGGCAAUAAAAAGAUUCACUAUCCGUAACAUGGUCGAGUCUGCUGCCAUACGCGACAUUUCCGACGCUUCUGUAUUUCCUGAAUACACAGUUCCCAAGAUGUACCUCAAGUUGCAGUACUGUGUCUCUUGCGCAAUUCAUGGCAAGAUUGUCCGAGUGCGAUCCCGACAAGGCCGCCGUAAUCGAUCUCCUCCACCAAGAGUGCGCUACAAUAAGGAUGGCAAAAAAGUUAAUCCUAACCAAGCUGCUGCAAAAACCACUCAGGCAUAA
Messenger RNA from Blumeria graminis f. sp. triticale, 369 nucleotides. NCBI's taxonomy places the organism in Eukaryota, Fungi, Ascomycota, Leotiomycetes, Helotiales, Erysiphaceae. The record is from the annotation of a GenBank genome assembly.